This is a messenger RNA of Vitrella brassicaformis, 1535 nucleotides long. The record is from the annotation of a GenBank genome assembly. Lineage: Eukaryota; Vitrellaceae.
CACUGGUUGAGUUGACGGUUUGAUUUCGAUGUCGGAACGCCGCCACACAUACACACAUCCGUCUCGCUUGAUGCAUCGUCAUCCCACACACAGCACAGCGCCUCAAUGUGCGCAUCGAACAAUAUACUUACUGGCCUCGCCUCGCGCCUUCCGCGAGAGCAACACAGCACUCACACCCACGACCCAAAAAUCAUGCCCUCGCAGAACAUCCUUAGGACGGACAACCUGCAACCACCCUUCUCAUAAGACAGACCGUCAUGGAAAGUAUGGCGCCCUCGACGUCUCCCCGCCCCCACCAGCACCCCCGCUCUCAUCCGUUUCCCUCACCCCCUCCGGUCUCCUCUCGCCAUCAGACUUUGUCCUGACUCGCUGGUAGAUAUUGAAGGCCACAUCGGGGUCGCUGUCUGGCUGUGGAGGCAGCUUCUCGAUCCACAAGUCGCCGUCAAAGUAAUCCAUCGACAGCUUCUCCUCACCGACGGACGGCAGUGUGGGUAUCGACAGGCCAAAGAAGUUGACUUUGAGGUUGUUCUUCCGCAGCAGCAGUGCCUGCUCGCUGACGAGCUGGUAGUCGCCCCCAUACUGCAGCCGCCAUGUGAAGUUGCGUGCCGUCACGUAGUUCUCGUACCGGCCGUCGUGGUCGAAGACCAGGAAGGCGUCGAGGCCCUGCGGGAAGACAUUGUACCGCACCUCCUCUGUGAAGGCCACCCGCCACGUGCCCUCGAGCAGCGCCCUCCUCUGACUCAUCGAGUCAAUCGUCAUCUCCGUGGCCUCCCCUGCCCCUGCCCCUCCCCGCCCCUCCUUCCAGCCACCCUGAAGGCUCCUCACCGAAGUCAGCUCUCGCGCAUAGCUGACGACUUCGUCGCAUAUGGGUCGUGGGCAGAGCCGUGCCUGGAAGACCUCCUUCUGGUUCAUCUCCCGCAGAGUACACUUGAGCUCCUGCUCGGCGAACCGCAGCUGCCAGUUCAUGUUGGUCUCCGACGCAGGGCUGCCAUCAUCCUCCUGCUGGGGAGGAGAUGAGUCGGGCGGCGGCUCGGUGGAUGACUCAGUUGAAGGCGCUGGUUGGGGUUCCGUCUCAACACGACCAGAUGCAGCACCCAGGCUGACAGAUGGCAGCCGCCGAGAGGUUGCAACAUCUCUCCAUAGAGCGGAUGAGCCUGUGGCAGGUGAUGACAGGCUCCUCUGCCAUCGAUGCAAACCAUGAUGCCGUCGUCGUGCUGUUCUCCUGUGGAAGGGCGUGGGAGAGAUGAGCGCCAGGCGCCUCGAUGCUUGUGACAGGUGUGUCACGUCAUUGCUGUGCGCUAAGGAUGCAGAUGAGGCUGACGAUGGCAAAGAUGAGAGAACCCAGCAGCAUCUCCAUAACAACAGCACUGCGGACGUCCACAGUUGGAGUGCAACAGCCAUCAUUUUCUUUUUUUUGUCACAGAUCUGCCACUUGAUCGUUUUGCUUCGACCGUGCCUUCUGCUCAGACCGGACCACGACGAUGUCCGCUGAGUGUUACGGGGACAUAGCUCAAAGGUAGAGCGUCUGACUCCAG